AUGCAAGUAGAGGCGCAAGCGCUGGUCGUGAAUGCGCAGUCCAUUGCGCAGUACGUGCAACAGCCGUCCGAUGAGCCAAUGGACGACGCGGCAGUCGUGCGCCCGCAGUUUCCAGCCCUGAGCGCGCAGCAGUCGACGGGGGGCAAGAACGACUUCCGUCGGGUGCGUGUGCCUGCGCACCGGUACACGCCGCUCAAGACCGAUUGGGUCAACCUCAUGAAGCCCAUUGUCGAGCACUUGAAGCUGCAGAUCCGCAUGAACACCAAAACGCGGUGCAUUGAGCUCAAGAAUUCGCCCCAGACGACCGACGCUGGUGCGCUCCAGAAAGCAGCGGACUUUGUGCAGGCGUACACGAUGGGCUUUGAAGUGCAGGACGCUGUGGCGCUGUUGCGACUCGACGAUUUGUUUAUCGAUACGUUUGAAGUGCACGACGUCAAGAUGCUCAAGGGCGACCACUUGAGUCGGGCCAUUGGCCGCGUUGCAGGACAAGACGGCAAGACCAAGUACGCGGUCGAGAACGCGACCCGCACGCGGAUCGUUCUGGCCGACCAGAAGGUCCACAUUCUCGGCUCGUUUGCCAACAUUAAACUCGCUCGCGACGCCAUUUGCUCGCUCAUUAUGGGCGCCCCGCCGGGCAAAGUGUACAAUAAGAUGCGCAACGUGGCGAGUCGACUGAACGAACGGUUUUAG
This is a messenger RNA of Hyaloperonospora brassicae, 690 nucleotides long. Lineage: Eukaryota; Oomycota; Peronosporomycetes; Peronosporales; Peronosporaceae. The record is from the annotation of a GenBank genome assembly.